Molecule: messenger RNA, 282 nt
Organism: Strongyloides ratti
Lineage: Eukaryota; Metazoa; Nematoda; Chromadorea; Rhabditida; Strongyloididae
Exons: 1
Coding region: 1-282 (93 amino acids)
Source: RefSeq, a predicted model, not a curated record
AUGAUGGCAAAACGAGAGAAGAUAAUAAACCAACUUCCUUCUUCGGACAACUGUGGCAAUGAGAAAGAAAAAAUUUUAAAAUUUACAAUGGACAAUGAAGGCAAGAUAUUUGAACUUAAAUUAGUUGAUAAUAAAUUGAAGACGUCGAAUGAAUUAUCGCAUGUAAACAAACUUUAUUAUUUGUUUACAUUACCUGAAGAUAGUUAUAAAAAGAACAUCAUAGAACCAUGCAUGAUAUUUCGAGCAGCCAAUGUUAGACCAGAAAUGUUAGUUAAAGGUUAA